GGAGGGGAACCGGCAGCCGCGGCUGCUGGGGCCGGCGGGGUCGGUAGUCGUCAUGGAGUACCCGUGGGAUGAUUUGACUCUGGCCUUCUCCCGCACGUCCAUGUUUCCCUUUUUUGACAUCGCCCACUACCUGGUGUCUGUGAUGGCGCUGAAGCAGCGACCAGGAGCAGUGGCAGCGGCAUGGAAUAACCCCCUGUCCAGCUGGUUCAGUGCUAUGCUCCAUUGCUUUGGUGGAGGAAUUUUAUCCUGUAUACUGCUUGCAGAGCCUCCGUUGAAGUUUCUUACAAACCACACUAAUAUUUUACUGGCGUCUUCAAUCUGGUAUAUUGUAUUCUUUUGCCCACGUGACCUAGUUUCCCAGGGCUAUUCAUAUCAACCUAUUCAGCUCCUGGCGGCAGGAAUGAAGGAAGUGACCAGAACGUGGAAAAUAGUAGGCGGAGUCACACAUGCUAAUAGCUAUUAUAGAAAUGGCUGGAUAGUCAUGAUAGCUGUUGGAUGGGCCCGAGGUAAACGAUUAACAUCUGUGUUCAUACGUGUUGUGUUCUUUAUACUUAAAAUGUUAUUUCCUUUCAGCCCUUGCAAGGUAACCCUGCUGGGGGCCAUUAUGUUCACUUUCCAGCACACCAGGCAUCUGGCAAUAUCAAAGCAUGAUCUCAUGUUCCUUUACACCAUCUUCCUCGUGACCAUAAAGGUAACCAUGAUGAUGACAAAGGACACUGCCGUGACUCUCACUCCCUUUGAGGACACCCUGACUAGGAUGCUGUUUGGCCGGCAGCAGCCACAGUUUUCAUUGAGUGAGAAGAAAGCUGAAGUCAAACCGUCUUCCAAUGGUUCUGCCUCAACAGCAACCAAGCGGGCCACAGAGCCUCCAGGUGGUGCUAAGAGACACACCAAGAAAGAAGACUGAGGAUUGUCCCUGAGCUUUGGAGGCAAAAAGAAAGAGUUACUGAUCUCUCAGAGUGUGGUGUAGUCCUGUGUGAAUGACGUGAAAUAAGGGGUAUCUGUAGGGAUGGAGGAGACAAAAGGAGGAAGUGCUUUGUUUCAGGGACAUCGCUCGCUCUGCUGAUUGUAACUCUUGGGGUCACGAGUGUAUCAUGUGAAUUUAUUUUUCUGGUGUAAGAGAUUCUCAUAAUUAUUUGAAUAGUUUUAUAUUGAUAAAAGAAUAAUUUUUUAAAUGUUAGAAAAAGUUCACUUGUUACUGCAAAAUUCUAAGAAUUUAACACAAAAAAUUCAGUAUUUUUUUUUUACUUUUUGAAUGACUAUAAUUGUGUUUUAAUUCUGCAGAAUUAAACUUUUACUUCAUAUUUCCAGCCUAAUUCCUGUAUAUAAAAGACAAUUCCUAUUUAAUUUUGAACACAGAAAACUUUUCCUAAAUACUUUCUAAUCUAAAAUAAAUUGAUAGUGUAUAUUUGGUGUAUACAUUUAUUUUAUAUAUCCUGCACACAUUAAAAAUACCUGAAAUUUAAUUUAUUUUAGUUUCAAGUAUCAUUUUUCAUUGAGGCCACAAUAUUAAUAUGAGUCUCAGUUUGAACUUUGUUUCAUGUGUUUGUUUUAAAAACUACUUUUUCCUUAGAAAAGCAGGGUAACAAUUUGUGUAUAUCUUUUUCUUUUUGCAACAGCGGUCUCACUCUGUAGUCCAGGCUGGCCGCAGACCUUCUCCUACCUCAGCUUCCCAAGUGCUGGGAUCAUGGGCACGGGCCACCAUGGCAGACUAGGGGUGCAGUUUUGAUUGUUAAUAAUCCUGUGUUUGGAACCUGGGUUGUUUUCUCUCUGUCCUUACCCCAUUUCAACAGCUGGAGAGAUCCUUCACAUGUCCUAUGUUGCUCCUGACUCAGUUGGUCUGAAUAGGCUGGUAGCAUGUCUGUGACUCAACAAAAAGUACCGUCAUGACUAAAAAUGUGUCCUGUAUCUCUUUUCCGGUGAUCAUUGCUUCAUGAGUUUAUUUGACUGUCUCUUGUGAGUUCACAUUUGGGUAUCUCUGCUUAAUAGACAUGUGUGUAUAUUUCUAGUUUUAUCUGAAAUGAAAGUGUUUUCCUGUGAAAAUGCUCAGCUCUCAUGAGGACUGUCUUCCCACAUCUGAUGUGAACCACAAAACCUAACCUCACGUGGUAGACUACUUGAAUGAAGUAAUACAAUAUUAAAUCUGCCAUUUCAUUGACAAAAUAAAAGCAAACAAGCAAACAUAACUAA
This is a messenger RNA of Grammomys surdaster, 2190 nucleotides long. RefSeq names its product transmembrane protein 38B (gene Tmem38b). Lineage: Eukaryota; Metazoa; Chordata; Mammalia; Rodentia; Muridae. The transcript is spliced from 5 exons. The record is from RefSeq and is a predicted model, not a curated record. Gene Ontology annotation, cellular component: membrane. Gene Ontology annotation, biological process: potassium ion transmembrane transport. Gene Ontology annotation, molecular function: identical protein binding; potassium channel activity. The coding region runs from base 53 to 907 and encodes 284 amino acids.